Molecule: messenger RNA, 8567 nt
Organism: Paramormyrops kingsleyae
Lineage: Eukaryota; Metazoa; Chordata; Actinopteri; Osteoglossiformes; Mormyridae
Product: meiosis regulator and mRNA stability factor 1
Biological process (GO): regulation of gene expression
Cellular component (GO): cytoplasm; peroxisome
Molecular function (GO): RNA nuclease activity; RNA binding; CCR4-NOT complex binding
Source: RefSeq, a predicted model, not a curated record
ACGUCUGUGUGGUCCAAAACUAAUCCGUUUACUUUUACCAUAAACCGAAGGACUUUUGCCAUAAAUGAACUUUCCAAAACAGAAAACGACAGGCUUUUAUAUUUUGGACUGAAUGAUUCAAUUUUGCAUUGUGAAAGAGGCGGAAGUACUGUACUACUGUUGAAAUCCUGGCAGAAAUCGUGCAAUAUUGUAAUUUUCAUUCGCAAAUAUAUGCAUCAAGCGAUUUUAGUUAAGCGUUUAAAUACAAGAAUUAAGAAGGAAUUUUGUUCCCAUAUAUAAAUGUAACGUUCAGUGGCGUGGGGUGAGCGAUUUGCUCGAGAUCGGGCAGUUGUACGUAAUUGAAGAUUCACAUUUGUAACCAUUAUGGGUGCAGUUCCAGUAUUGACUGAAUGUAUAGAGCACAACCAGAUAAGUUAAAAUCUGAUAACAAUUACGGAUGGGAUGUAUGUGGUGUCGAUUUACGGUUUUAAAGCAGGUGUAUUCAAACAUGACUGAAUCGCUUGGGCAAGGUCUGUUUGUUUGUGAGAUAAGUGACUGGUCAUUUAAUGACUUUGACAGUUCAAUCGAGAUAUACUCCAAGGCCGACAAAUCAAACCUGUGUUUGGAAGUACGCAACUAGGUGCGAUUUCCACUGAGAAGACGAUGUGACCGGACUACGGAGUCCUAGGUUUUGCGGCAGUGUUCGCGAUUUACGACACUUGGUGUUCUCUUGGUGGCAUAUGUAGGUUAGAAAACGGCUCCAGUUUCCAAGGAGAUAGAAAGGAGAAAGCAGGAGUCCCUGGAGGGGGAUGUGAAGAAAUAGAAAAAAGGGAAGUAUGAGUAACAAGCUGGAUGAGAGGAUGGUGAGUUCUCCAGUGAGGUUGGACAAUGGAAAGUUUGGGAAAAGAAAGUUCCUUUUGCAGUUCUAGGCCCUUCAAAUGGCUUAACUCAGAGAAUGAGGCCCCCUCCAGGCUCUGGAAUCUCUCCAAUUGCUUCUCUUCCUUCGAACAAACCAACCCCCUCAAAGAUAAACAGAAAGUUUACAUGGAAAACAGGAAGCCUGUACUGGAGCUGAAGGACGUGCCCCCUCCUCCACAUCACAAUUCCUCCAAAGCCUUCCACGCGGCUUCCCUUCCUCCACCCCGUCCCUGCCUUCCGCCGCAGGAAUCCCUGCAGCAGCAGCCGACCGGUGGCCCCAAAGUAAGCACGUGCAGCCACUGCGACAGUGGGCUGCGGCUGGGGUCCGACAUACGGCACUCUGGCGGGGCACUGGGGUGUGUCGGUGUUGGAGGUGGUGGCGGUGUAGGGGGGCCCUCUCACCUCAUUGCCAAAGCUGAAGAUGCUGGUGCCGGGAUGAGCUGCCCCGUGGGACCCCCCCUGCGGCACCCUUACCCCAGCGUGGCUGAGGCCUAUACCCAGGCCCACCCCCCGGAGGGCUGCGAGCUGCCGCUGCCUUUGGUGGCCACCUCGCAGCCCCUGGCAUCCCACCAACACCUGCCAUGCUGCACGGGGCUGCUGCAGCCCCUGCAUCCUUACUCCACCUUUCCUCUGGGCUGUGGCCAGCCCAAGCUCCUCCCCCCUGCUCCCGCUGUCUCCGCACCCUUGCAUGGGAGCUGUGUGGCCUCCUCCGGGUAUUACGUGGAGUGUGGCCUUGGAACUAGAGGGGACCAGCACUUCCCGACACAUGGUGAUGUCUCCACCUCAACGCACCUUUGCACCAAUCCUUUGCACCUAAAUGUCGAGCACACAAUUUGUCUGAAGGGCGCUCACUACUGCAGUGAAUGUCUGUCCAAGUCAGCCAUGAGUGUAGCUAAAGACACAAAAAAAACAUGGCCCCACGUCCCCCCUCCACCUGCCAAGUCUGCCCCCAUACCUGUUCCUAUGUGCAAUGGCUGUGGUGUCACUGGGACCUCUGCUGAUAGCUUUUUGCUGGUGGGAACGAGCCUUGGCAAAAGCGGUCAGAGACAUGGCUCCCCAGAGAGUGGACUGCAGGAGAAUCUCCCACCCGUGGGCGUCUUCUGGGACAUCGAGAACUGCUCGGUGCCCAGCGGCCGCUCUGCCGUGGCUGUGGUGCAGAGGAUCCGCAACUGCUUUUUUCUGGGUCACCGCGAGGCUGAGUUUAUCUGCGUCUGCGACAUCAGCAAGGAGAGCAAAGAGGUCAUUCAGGAGCUGAACAACUGCCAGGUGACGGUGGCUCACAUCAACGCCACAGCCAAGAACGCGGCGGAUGACAAGCUGAGGCAGAGCCUGCGGCGCUUCGCUGAUACGCACACGGCUCCGGCCACCGUGGUCCUCGUCUCCUCCGAUGUGAACUUCGGCAGUGAACUGAGCGACCUGCGGCACAGGCAUGGCUUUCGCGUGAUCCUAGUGCACAAGAACCAGGCAUCUGAAGCUCUCCUGCAGCAUGCGCACCAACAUGUGGCCUUCGAAGACCUGGUGGCCGACUUGCCCUCGCGAGUGCCGCUGAAACCCCAGCCCUGUUUCACCCUGCUGUACGUGUCCAACCUGCCCACCAACCGUGAUGGGAAGAGCCUGGCCAACAGGCUGCGGCGCCUGUCCGAUAACUGCGGCGGCAAGGUGCUGAGCAUCUCGGCCGGCUGCGCAGUGCUGCGCUUCGGCAGCCGGGAGGCGGCGGAGCGCGCCAGCAAGCGCAUGGAGAACGAGGAUGUCUUCGGCAGCCGCAUCAGCGUGUCGCUCUGCCCCCGCGCCGAGGAGGCCUCCGGGCCUCUUCCCGCCGUCUUCGUCCCCGUAGAGAAGCCACGCUCACCCAGGCGGCUGGGCCGCAUCGCCCGGCUGUGCCAGGGCCCCCCCGAGCUCAGCGGUGCCUCCAGGAAGGUGGGGGGUGCACCUGGAGGCCCUGUGGGACGGAGCCUUCAGGAUCUGUGCAGAACUGAGCCCAAACCCAAAGUUUUCCAACUGGAGAAAAAGAUCCGUGGCGAUUCGGUCUCCCCUCUGAAUAACGACAUCCCAAUCCAGCUUUCAUCAAAAUCGGACAGUGUGGGAGAGCGAGGCCGCCGGAGACACAGCAUGUGUGACUCUCCAGUGGACCGCAGUGGUGCAGAGUUCCAGGUCAGCACACCCUCGGCCUUCAGCAAGCUCAGUCUGCAGAAAACCUUCAGCCCUCUUAUCCUGUCCCAAGGCUCUUGGUCCUCCAGGAGCGCGUCCCCCUGCCUGUCCAGCCGCUCCUCCCCCCUGACGGUGCCAUCCUGCAGCCCCCACCCAGAUGCCUCCCCGGAGCCCUUUUCUGAUGGCGUGGACAUCCUGGUGGCCAACAUGGACUACAGGAUGUCCCGGAAGGAGCUGCAGCAGACCCUGCACAGCACCUUCUCCAAAUACGGCCGGGUGCGGAGUGUGGAGCUGAGCCCUCACACAGACUACCAGCUGAGGGCCACCGUGCAGAUGCGCUCCCUGCAGCAAGCGGUCACUGCCGUCAGCAACCUGCACCGUCACAAGAUCGGCACCAAGCGCGUGCACGUCUCCCUCCUCACCGGGACCAGCAGUAGGUCCCUGGCACCGCUCAGCUCAGAAAUAAUCAGCAUUCUCCACGACUCGCCAGCAUGCUGUCUGCCCCUCUUCAAACUGACUGAGAUCUACGAGAAAAAGUUCAGCCGUAAGCUGGCGGUGAGCGACCUGUACAAGCUGAACGAGGUGCUGGCGGUGAGGGACCAGGGUGGUUCUCGGUUGGUCUGCCUUCUCCCCAGUGGCCAGGCCCGCCAGAGCCCCCUGGGCUCAUCGCAGUCCCACGAUGGGUCUUCAGCCAGUGGCAGCCCUGUGGUGUUUGAGGAGCUCGAGUACCAUGAGCCCGUGUGCAGGCAGCACCACUCUCAGCGCGUCUUCAGCGAGUCUGACUUCGACCCGGAUUCCUACAAGAUCCCGUUGGUGAUGCUGCCCCUCAAGCCGUUUGCUGCCCAGGUGCACAGCCUGCUGCAGACACACGAGGGCACGGUGCCAUUGCUCAGCUUCCCAGAGUGUUACGCAGCAGAGUUUUGCCCAAUAGCAUUGGGUGAAGGAGAGCUGGAGGGAGGCAUUCCUCUGGAGCACCUGAUCACCUGUAUCCCUGGUGUCAACAUUGUCACAGCACAGAAUGGCUUCAAGGUCGUCAAGUGGAUCCACAACAAACCGCCCCCUCCUAAUGCAGACCCCUGGGUACAGCGCUGUAAGAGUCCUGUGGGGAACCCGCAGCUGAUCCAGUUCAGCCGGGAGGUGGUCGACCUCAUAAAGAACCAGCCCCACUGCAUCAUGCCUGUCAGCAAGUUCAUUCCCUCCUACCACCACCAUUUUGGCAAGCAGUGUCGCGUCUCUGACUAUGGUUACUCCAAGCUGCUGGAGCUUCUGGAGGCCGUUCCCCACGUGCUGCAGAUCCUUGGCAUGGGUUCCAAACGGCUACUCACCUUGACUCACCGCGCACAGGUCAAGCGCUUCACGCAGGAUUUGCUCAAGCUGCUCAAGUUUCAAGUCAGCAAGCAAGUAGUCAUCCGGGACUUCAUGCAAGCCUACCACUGGUGUUUCUCUAGAGACUGGAGUGUGGUUGAGUAUGGCAUGUGUGACCUGAUGGACCUGCUGUCUGAAAUACCCGAUACAACGAUAACAAUCACCCUGCAAGACACAGACACCAUCAUCUCCAUUCCCAAGAGAGAGAGGACCCCAGAAGAGGUGGAGCGGACCAAACAAUUUGCCAAGGAGGUGGUGGACCUUCUCCGGCACCAGCCACACUGCCGCAUGCCCUUCAGCAAGUUCAUCCCCUCAUACCACCAUCACUUUGGCCGCCAGUGCAAGCUCUCCUACUACGGCUUUACCAAGCUCAUUGAGCUCUUUGAGGCUAUUCCUGAUGUGCUUCUGGUGCUCGAGUGUGGGGGAGAGAAGAUCCUGAGUCUGACGGAGAUGGAGAAGCUGAAGGCUCUGGCAGCUCAGUUUGUGAAGCUCCUGCGCUCUCAGAAGGACAGCAGGCUCCCCUUGACUGAGCUCCUGACAGAGUACAGCAAGACCUUCGGCUAUGGGCUCAAGCUGCAGGAUUUCGACGUCAGCUCUGUUCCAGGGCUUCUGCAGAAACUCUGCCACGUGGUCAAGGUGGUCGACGGAGUCCGAGGGCGAGAGGUGCAACUGAUCAGCCGGAAGUCCCUGCGCUCGCUGACCACCCAGCUCCUGUCCCUGCUGAUGUCCCUGCCGGCAGAGCAGGACUCUCUCGCAGUGGAGGAGCUGAGUCGACAAUAUGAGGCCACGCAUGGCACACCCCUCAACCCCUGCGAGUACGGCUUCAUCUCUCUUGGCGAGCUACUCAAGAGUCUACCCUACCUAGUUGAGCUCUUUGAGGGUGAGGAUGGUGCCUCUAAGGAGUGGGUCGGGCUGACGCCGCUCUACCAGUUCGCCCGCAGUGUCCGCGCUCUGCUGCACACCUACCAUUACAACCAGAUCUUCUUGACAGAGUUCCUGGGGGCCUUUGGCAAGUUCACGGGCAAAGGGCUGCUCCCAGAUUCAUAUGGCUACAGCACGGUGGACGAGCUUCUAGGUGCCAUUCCGCAGGUAGUCUGGAUUAAAGGCCACGGGCAUAAGAAGAUUAUCGUUCUCAAGAAUGACAUGAAAGUGCGCUCCAGCCCGAUCACCACGGAGAGCUCACAGAAAGAGGGAGGGGGCAGUGCUAGGAAUCCUGAAUCACAGAGCUCCGCCUCCAAUACUGUGGAGAAGGAGCUGCUCUGUCUGAGCUUGGGGUCACCGGUGGACCUCCUCUGUGGGCCGGUCCCCUCCUGUCUGCCCUCCCCACAGCUUCACCCUGACCCAGUUCUGCUGCAGCAGACAGACCUGAUCCGAUUCGAGGAGCAGCCUUCGUUGAACCUCGUGAACGUGGAGAAGCCAGACCUCAACCCAGCUGCACCACAUGUAUGCGAAAGUCCCACAGUGGUGCAGGAAGACCAGCCCCCGAAGCCAGGGGCAGCCUCUCCGGGGUCCAAGCCCCGCGGCCCGAAGCCCUGCAUGUCCGAAAGCCCCAAGCGGGCGUCUCGCAACAAAGUCAAGCUGGCGGCGAACUUUUCUGUCACGCCCGUCACUCGCCUCUGAGGUGCCCGCGUCUGUCUCUGCUGACCCGCCCCUCCCUUCCCCAGCACACCCACUGCCCAUGUCCGCACUUUAUCAUCCCGCCACGGCUGACUCUGCUCUGCCAGCGAUAUGCUGCUGUUCUUUAUUUCAUUGCUCCUAUGUGGCCAUAUUUCAUAUCCUCUCUUUCACCUUGUUUUGUUUUGUGGGACUCCCGUGUAAUGAAUGUAAGUUCUGGUUAAUGGUCCCCAGCUACGUACGCAAUGUGAAUCUGUUCGAUGAUUGACUGUGAGACGUCAGUAGAAAGUCUGCUUUUCUGAGUUGAGAAGUCGGUAAACUAGCGCUGUGAGUCUGAUACCGAUGGGUGAGUUGAAACUGGAAGGAGGAAGGUGUUGUGGAUGUGUCCAGGAGGGGGCAGAGGUAUUUGUGUUUUCAGAGCUGAUUUGUGUCCCCUGCACAGCUCCCAACUUAGCCAGUCGAUAAGUUGAAACAUUAUUGAAAACCUGAAAUGUUCUCUUUAAAACUUAGUUCAAAAUUGCAUUCACUGAUGAAUUUUAGAGCUACACUGAAUCUGAGUGGGCUGGGCCACAGAGGUGGGGGAGGAUAGGCAGGGUCGCUGAAUUAAAAAUCCCCUUAACUUUUUCGGUUACAGAGGGGAAGCCAGUGACUGUUCUGCAUUUGUUGCCUCCUUCCCUGACUGGUUUUAUAUAGUUAAUUGACUUGAAUCCACUCUGAGAGAUUUUGGAAGUCAGAAGGGAGUGCUUAUGUAAGCAUGUAUCAUGUGCAAACAGUAAGGCUUGAGCGGCAUCCAUGGCAUCUGUUUCUGUGCGUGUGAAGUGAUCACUGCGGCUGGCUCUGCUCCGACAUAUGGGAUCACGUGGAGGCACCGUGUGUUCACGCCCGAGCUCUUGCCGAGGCUGACGCCUGUGACCAGCCACUUUACACGGGAAAAGUGCAGGAAAAGUGACGCCUCUCGAGGGAUCUGGCAUGGCGGCCCUUUCGUUGCCGUCAAGUGAGCCGUCUCCAUUCGCUUGGAUGGUGGUUUACAUUUCAGCGGGUGCUGUGAAAUAUGCAUGCAAUGCAUAAAUCACUGUGUGGUCAGGAAAAUGGAAAGCCCGCUACUGAAACGGUCAAUGCAGUGUGGGGAAACCGGGUUUUAAGUGUCCAGUCAUUUCCACUGCCUUAAAAGCUGGCCUGAGGUUGUUCUAUACAUCUCCUUUAUAGUUCCUGUGGAAAUGUCAAGGUUGUUUUCGUUAACCUUGUUCCUUUUGCUUUUUCCUUUUUUAAAUGGUACAAAAUAAUCAAGAGCCUAUGUUUGUGUUGACACGUGGCUUGUUUGUGGGGAAGCUGAAGCCUUGCUUUAUUUUUAAUAAGUGUUUUUAGUGCUGCAAUCCUGAGUGGAGCGGAGGUUUAAUUGCUCGGCAGUGAAACUGCACAGGGGCCUCGGUGCCCCUGGAAGCAGAGAAAGAGGUACAGAGACCCUCCCCCUGACACCAGGAGGAUCUCUGGACUAGAACCUGGCUUUUACAAUGGCUUGUAUCAGCCAUGGCACAUGAGAGCAACAGGAGUAUUUCUCCACCUGGUGUCCAAUGAAUUUUACUUGAGGGUAGUCUUGUUUCGUCUAGGUUAGUUUUCACAGAGCUGGUUGUGGGUCCUAUGUUGGAGCGUGCCUUCAAACGUUUAUGGUGAUCACCUAGAGCCACUGUCUGAGGUGCUGCAGUCGUACUCGCACAGGCCCGUGUGGUGGAUCUCCCUCCUCUUCCUCCUCCAGGUCUCCUUGGUCUUGGUUGUAGUCUUAGCCUUGCUGUGGCUCCUCUGUAGUGGUGUUGAUGCCGCAUUUCACGGUGUGGCUCUGGAUGUCUAUGGUCUGCUGUGUGUGUGCGCGCGCUUCGAUGCUCGCCAGUAAUUGAACUCUGAGCUUUAGGCAGAAAAUCACAUGAGAAUGAGAUGAUUUCAGAUGGGUAUGUAAGAAAAAGACUUAUAAGUGUCAGUAGUGUCUUUCUUUUGAUAAUCAGUUCAGAGCCAGAAAACCUUCAGCCUACCUCAGACUGCCCAUAUUUUGGGGAAAACCCCCUGAAAUUCUGAUUUAUUGCAGUUCCAACUUACUCACAGCUUUUUUUUUUUACCUUUACUGCCAAUGGUCUGGAUAUGCACAAUUGCAUAAUUUUUGGUUGGUAUAUUUCCUGCCUUGUUUUUAGUAGCAGAAAGUCAUUUGUCUAAUGAUCCAGGAUGCCUCUCCUGAAAUGAGCUUGUGUGUGUGUGUGUGUGUGUGUGUGUGUGUGUGUGUGUGCGCUCCCAGUUUUCUGGUGGGCCUGCGUAUGUCACCAACCUGUGCUGGGGGAUGGGGUGCAUGUCAAGCUGCCCCCCCCCCCCAAUAGUCUCUGGAAGCCCUACCACAGUGUUGUGUUGCCUGUUUUCCUGUAUCCCUCGCUUCCCUGUCCUACACAUUUCCUGAUUUAGCCCAUCUCCCUCCCCUCCCCACACACACACAUACCCAAUCCCAUCAUAGUAUUUUUGUGAAGGGACCAAAUGAUUUGUCAAUAAAUCUUUCACAAGCAUAA